AGUCAACUGCAAGUCCACAAAAAUUACUCCAUAUCAAACAGUGCUUUACCGCCCAGUAUUUGCAGCCAACCAAAUACUACUAUACUAGCAAUCAAUAAGUCCUCUUAAAAAUCUUAAUGGCGAUCAACGGAGACAAAGCCAAUCCCACUUCCGCCGCCGCGGCGCCACCGACGGUCUUCAUCUCCACCGCCACUCUCCGCCGUCUCCUCACGCACGCCUCCCUCAUCCGCCACCUGCACUCCACCCUCUCCACCAACAUCCAAUCCCCCGUCCGCCACUCCCACGAGACAACCCCUUCCUCCUCCCUCCUCCUCAUGCCGUCCUGGUCUCUCUCCCCUUCCCUCCCCUACGUCGGCGUCAAGUUAGUCACUCACCACCCCAAUAACUCCGCCCUAAACCUCCCCGGAGUGCACGCAAGUUACGUGCUCUUCAACUCCCUCACCGGCCAAACCUUAGCCACCAUGGACGCCACCGAGCUAACCCUUUACCGCACUUCUUGCGUCUCAGCUUUAGCUUCCAAAUUCUUGUCGAGGGAAAACUCCGAGACCCUUGUAAUGAUCGGGGCUGGUUCUUUAGCCCCGCAUUUGAUCAGGGCCCACCUGGCUGUCCGGCCAGGGUUGAAGAGAGUGAUAAUCUGGAACAGAACUGUUGGAAAGGCACAAUCUUUGGCUGAGAAGUUGCAAAAUGAGAGCGGAUUUGAGGGGGUGAUUCUGGAGAGCAAUGGGAGUUUGGAGGGGGUGGUGGGGUUGGGAGAUAUAGUGAGCUGUGCCACAAACUCAGAGACUCCAUUGGUGAAGGGGGGAGAAUUGAAGGAAGGAGCACAUUUGGACUUGGUGGGAUCCUUCAAGCCGUCUAUGAAGGAAUGCGACGACGAGGCAAUCAAGAAGGGGAGAGUGUUUAUAGAUAACGAGGCGGCUUUGGUUGAAUCUGGGGAGUUAGUGGGAGCAUUUGAGAGAGGUGUGAUCACAAGAGAUGAUAUAAGAGGAGAUUUAGUGGAGUUGAUAAAGGGAGAAAAGAAUGGGAGGAAGAGCCAAGAAGAAACCACUGUGUUCAAAUCAGUUGGGUCUGCUGCUGUGGAUCUUCUCACUGCUCAGUUGGUUUAUGAAACCUGCAUAAAAAAUCAAGUUCAUGGAUGAACUAACUUCUGCUCUUUUCCUGCAUUUUUUCUCUCUUCUGUUCAUGUAUCUGCAGUUUCAAUUUUCCAAUACAAAUAAAAAGGCAAUAUAAUGUCAUUCUCAGUGAACUUGUAAUUCCUGGUUUAUGAUUCUAAUGCAAUAUAUUGUAAUGCAUCAUCU
Ipomoea nil (Japanese morning glory) is the source of this 1295-nucleotide messenger RNA. RefSeq names its product delta(1)-pyrroline-2-carboxylate reductase-like. The record is from RefSeq and is a predicted model, not a curated record. The transcript has a single exon. The coding region runs from base 117 to 1136 and encodes 339 amino acids. Gene Ontology annotation, cellular component: cytoplasm. NCBI's taxonomy places the organism in Eukaryota, Viridiplantae, Streptophyta, Magnoliopsida, Solanales, Convolvulaceae.